Messenger RNA from Fraxinus pennsylvanica, 627 nucleotides. The record is from the annotation of a GenBank genome assembly. NCBI's taxonomy places the organism in Eukaryota, Viridiplantae, Streptophyta, Magnoliopsida, Lamiales, Oleaceae.
AUGAGCAAAGAUAAAGAGAAGCCACCAGAGCCUCUUGAUUUCUUCAUUUGGACUGUUGAGGAUGUUGGCUUGUGGCUGGAAGAGAUCAAUCUUGGUGGCUAUUGCCAAAUUUUCAAAGAAAAUGGGAUCAAUGGGGAGUAUUUAGAAGGGAUGUCCAUGUUUACAACUGAGCAGAUACUGCGGUUCAUAAGGAAGUGCCACAUGAAAUGGGGGGAUUUCAUAACCUUGUGCAAGGAGCUUAGGCGAAUAAAAGUGGCUUGCUUGAAAGGGGAGCAAAAGAUACCCAAAGGGAAGUACCUUUUCCUCUGGGUGACAAUUUUCUGGCAAGGAGAAGGACUUGUUGGUUAUAAUAAUUGCUCUGAUGAAUGUUUUUCUUUCAUUGGCUAUAAGUUUAAGGCUCGGUUUGGUAAGCAUGAUGUAGAAGCUGGAACUGAAGUUACAGAACAAGGGUUACCUGAAGUUGAUGCGGCAAUGACGAAGACAUCAUCUAGACCCAUGGUGAAGUGCUGCUCCGACGAAGAUGGCAUUGGCUGCUGCUGUGCUUGGGGAACUUGCACUGAUGGAGGAGGGGAGGAAAUGAAGGAGGUAGGACACAAAUUGGAAGUGAAAUGGGGUUCCGAUCUUUGA